UAAAAAUGUAAACAUUAAAUCCAUCAAAUUUAAAUUUGGUAUUCACAAUAAGUUAUAUCACCCCUAGGUUCUGAGUUACUAACACCACUAUAUAUAUACCUGAAUCUCUCCGUAGUUUCUUCCCUCAGAAAAGCAAGAAGAAAAAAUGGCAGAAGAGUCCAUAAACAACCAUGAAACAAGAAAGUAUGCAGUAGUUACAGGGGGAAACAAAGGAAUAGGAUAUGAGAUUUGCAGGCAACUAAUGAAGAAAGGAGUGAUGGUAGUGUUAACAGCUAGAGAUGAGAAAAGAGGAAAAGAAGCUGUUGAAAAGCUGAUGAGAGAGGGCAGCUUAGAUCAGAAUCUUGUUGUUUUUCAUCAAGUUGAUGUUGUGGAUCCAGCUAGUGUUUCCUCUCUUGUUGACUUCAUCAAAUCUAAAUAUGGAAAGCUUGAUAUUCUGGUAAAUAAUGCAGGAAUUAAUGGACUAAUGAUUGAGGGAGAUGUAACAAUCCUUCCAGAGCUAAUAGAAAGAGAUGCUGCUCGAGCUUUAAGCAUUACAACUGAGGAGGGUGAAGCUCCAAUCAAGUCAAAUGGAAAACUCAUAGAGACUUUUGAAUGGGCAGAAGAAUGUGUAACCACUAAUUAUUAUGGAGCAAAAAGAAUGAUUGAAGCCUUUAUUCCGCUACUCCUCUUGUCUCCUUUACCAAGGAUUGUUAAUAUUUCUUCAUUGCUUGGAAAAAUUAAGCUGGUAUCAAAUGAAUGGGCCAUAAAAGCUUUAAGUGAUGGGGAAGGCCUUACAACAGAAAAAGUGGAUGAAGUAUUGAAUAAAUUUCUUGUGGACUUCAAGGAGGGUUUAUUAGAAGAAAAGGGUUGGCCCACUGAUAUGGCAGCUUAUAAACUCUCAAAAGCUGCCUUGAAUGCAUACACAAGAAUUGUGGCCCAAAAGUAUUCUUCUAUAUGUGUCAACUGUAUUUGUCCGGGCUAUACGAAGACAGAUAUUACUUGUAAUACUGGGCCUUUGACUCCAGAAGAAGCUACUGAAAGCCCAGUAAUUCUGGCCCUUUUGCCUGAAGGUGGGCCUUCGGGCCAGUUCUUUUUCCGGAAGAACGUCCUGGCAACAUUCUGAAAAGCAAAAAGCCCAAUUUAAGUGUGUGUGAAGCUAGCCGAAGGUCUAUUGGAAACAAUUUCUCUAUCCUCACAGGCCAUGGUAAGGUCUUCGUACACAUUACUCAUCUCGGACCCCACGGUGUGGGAUAAUACUAGGUAUGUUGUUGUUGUUGUUGAAGCUACUUGGAUAAACAUCGCAUGAACUUGUAAUAAGUAUUAUAUUUAUAGAACAAAGAAGUGGUUCUGAAAUUUCUGUGGAGUAAACAAUUGAAGUUAAAUGAGGUUUCUUUGUUUUGGGUUUCA
This is a messenger RNA of Nicotiana attenuata, 1386 nucleotides long. Its product is annotated as (+)-neomenthol dehydrogenase-like. Lineage: Eukaryota; Viridiplantae; Streptophyta; Magnoliopsida; Solanales; Solanaceae. Bases 146 to 1102 code for a protein of 318 amino acids. The record is from RefSeq and is a predicted model, not a curated record. Gene Ontology annotation, cellular component: membrane. The transcript has 5 exons.